Diatraea saccharalis (sugarcane borer) is the source of this 887-nucleotide messenger RNA. The record is from the annotation of a GenBank genome assembly. NCBI's taxonomy places the organism in Eukaryota, Metazoa, Arthropoda, Insecta, Lepidoptera, Crambidae.
CUGCUACUCUGGGAAAAUUUAUUAAGAAAUUUCUUUAGCGAGAUAUUAAUAACCUAUUUUGCGUUUUACAAAUAUUUUAACUUUCCAUUUGUGCAAUAAAGUAUUUUGGCACAGAUCAGCUCAAAAUGGGUGCUCGUUUAUGGAGAUUUGUAGAAAUAAUGAAAUAUAUGGAGCGUACUAUAUUGAGUAACUUUUUUAAACAGCCACCAAAAGAAUUAGGCUUAUUUUCUGUUACUGAAGCCGAUGCUAAUGUAAAAGCACCAACAAAAGGGUACUCCCUCAAAGAUAUUAUUGGAGAUGGUUAUUUGUUAGCUGUACCAAAAUUUAGAAGAACAAUUGAAAAAAGAUUAAAGAGAAAAUAUGGGUCCCCUGAAUACGUCUGGAAAAUGAUUGUUCCUAAAAAUAAUAUUAAAGUAUGUCAAGAAUGCGGUCAUCACCAUGAGUGUGGACGUCUCUGCGAAAACUGCUACACAAAAAUCGAAACUGAAACUAAAUUGAUAAAAGAUAAAAUAGUAGAGAAAUUGGGUGGCAGUCCUAUUGAUAAGGAAGUUGUUGUAUUAUAUGAAAACGAAACACCAGAACAGCCCAAAGAAUUCUGGAAAGGUAAAAGAAUAAUUGAAAUGAAAAAAGAGAGGCCAUCAUGGUUUAGUAAAAAUCUCCUACAAAAGUCCACACAAGAACCUUCAGAUUCUAAAGAUGUAAAACCAACAGACUUAGCUUAACUUUUAGACUUGAUCACUUAAACUUAAAUAAAUUUGUAGUUCGAAAAAGUUUUUGUAUUAUGCAACACCUUUAUAAGGCAUAUUUAUCAGUCAGCACACUACCCUCUUGAAUUUUGAAAUGGAUUCUGAAGUUUUAUUCUCUUAUUUAUCGACAGAUCCGUCGCC